AUGGCGCGGAUCGAGGAGCAAUAUGGCGAGACGGAUGACGCCGACGGGGUGGAGCGGUACGACGAAAAGUACGAGGCGCCGACGCUCGAUACCUUCAACACCCUCAACACCCUGGCCCCUACUCACGACUCUAAUGGCGGCGUGACCCCGACUAAUCAGCGGGCGGAGGCUAACCGUCUCAACGACGACCUUGAGUUGCUUCGCGCUGAGCGUCUGGUCUCUAACCAAGAGCACGACCAAGCGUCCAGGGCCCGGACGAGGAAUAGGCAUCACAGUCCCGAGCCUGAGGAUGCUUUCAACCAGCACAACGCGGAACCGGUGCCCAUCCAGAGGAAGAACACGGAUGCCGCUCUCUACAAGUUGUGGCUCUUCAUCAGCAAGUUUCCGCGAUUCUUUCGGUACAUCAUCUACCUCAUCCCGGGCGCCGCCCUACUCCUCGCCCCUGUCUUGCUCGGCACGUAUAGAUUCAAUGGCACCGAGCACGCCGUGGGUGGCACGGGCGGCGUCUACGUGAUGUGGUUUGGCAUCUGGCUGGAGAUUGUGUGGUGUUCACUCUGGGUGACGCGCAUGAUUACGAAUCUGAUGCCGCCGAUAUUCCACGCUGUCGCUCGAAUGGUCGGGUCGACCAAUGCCCCCAAGUGGCGGGACAUUGGACAGCGUCUCGAGCUUCACACGGCCAUGUUCCUGUGGUUUCUGGCCAUCCUCAUCUCCUUCAAGCCGACCAUGGACAGCCAUCGCGCGCCCGUCCCGGACGGCGAGUCGGGAAAAGUCCACAUACACUGGAUCAGCGUCGUCAACAAAGUCAUCAUCUCGCUGUUCGUGCUGGCGACUCUCAACUUUGUGGAAAAGAUUCUCAUUCAGUGGAUCGCCCAAAGCUUUCAUCAGCGCACGUAUGCCACCCGCAUCGAAAACAACAAGGCAGACAUUCGCCAGCUGGUGUGCCUCUUUGAGUAUGCAAAGAAACGGCUUGAAAGCACCGACACCUUCUGGAAGGGCAGCGGUGGAAAUGCCUCUGGCAGCGGCUUGCAGACGCCCAUGAGGGCUUUGCACAACAACGCCCUGCAUGUGCUGGGCAAGGUUGGCCAUGUCGCGAACCGAGUUGGCAAUGAUAUCCUGGGCCGGAAAGGGGCUGACAACAACCAUCCUCGAAAGAUCGUGGCCGAGCUGCUGCGGAACACUGCGUCGGCGCACACCCUUGCACGGCUCAUCUACCGUAGCGUGGUGCGCGAGGGCCGCGAAACGGUGCAUCUUGAGGACCUGCAGGUGGCCUUUGAGAGCAUGGAGGAGGCUGAGGCGGCCUUCAGCAUGUUCGACAAGGACCUCAACGGCGACAUUUCCAUGGACGAGUUCGAAGCUGUGUGCAACGAGAUCCAUCUGGAGAAGAAAGCUAUCGCCGCAUCUCUCAAGGACCUCGAUUCCGUGAUCAAGAAGCUCGACAAGGUAUUCCUUUUCCUCAUUGUUGCCAUCGCCGUCAUCGUCUUUGUCGCCAUCUUCUCCGAUUCGACAGCCGCCGGCCUUGCGUCCGCGGGCUCUUCAAUCCUCGGCCUAGCAUGGAUGCUGCAGGCGACGGCCCAGGAGUUCCUGCAGUCCAUCAUCUUUGUGUUUAUCAAGCAUCCGUUCGAUGUGGGCGACCGGGUCACCAUUUACGGCAACACGGGAGCGACACUGACGGGCGACGACUAUUAUGUCACGGAGAUUUCCCUGCUCUAUACCGAAUUCAAGAAGAUGCAGGGCCACAUAGUUCAGGCACCAAACUCCCUUCUCAACACCCUCUUCAUCCUCAAUCAGCGGCGUUCCAACGGUCUAUCGGAUGUCAUCCCUCUCGAGAUGCGAUUCGGCACGCCGGCUCACAUGAUUGACGAUCUCAAGGCCAGGAUGCUGGAAUUUGUCAAGAACAACAAGCGGGACUACCAGCCGAGCAUCAUCACCGAAAUGACGGGCUUCAACCAAGUACGAUCAUGCACCAUGAACAUGGUCUUCUUCCACAAGAGCAGCUUCCAAAACGAGCUUCUUCGACUGAACCGGCACAACAAGUUUGUCACGGAACUCAUGUAUCAAAUGGUUCAGGUGGGCAUUGAGGCGCCGCUGCGGGUCGAUCCUGGUGGCAGCCGCGAGCAUCCUAUGUACUGGGCAAAUCUGCCCGCACCGGCCGCAAACAAUGGCAACAACGAUGCUACGCCUCAGGGCCGUCCUCGAGCCACCUCUAGCACGCGCAGUGUCCGCAGCGUGCCGAAUCAGGAGCCUGUCACGGGUGGGUUCCAAGACGUGUUUGAGAAGCGACGGGAGCACGUCCUCAUGCAGAGAAUGGCCAGCAUUCGAGAGAAGGAGAGGGGGCUCCAGGAGGAGGAAGAAGCUGCUGCUCGUGCGUCUAGCACAGGAUUAGCCCCGGUCACGUCGGCCGACUCUCAGGCGCAGUCGCGAUCUCGCAUCUUUGGACGCGCACGAAGUGGAACGAGGAGCGCCCAGAGCAGGGACAUGGUCUGA
Messenger RNA from Trichoderma reesei QM6a, 2484 nucleotides. RefSeq lists its product as uncharacterized. Gene Ontology annotation, cellular component: membrane. Bases 1 to 2484 code for a protein of 827 amino acids. Gene Ontology annotation, biological process: intracellular calcium ion homeostasis; calcium ion transmembrane transport. The transcript has a single exon. Gene Ontology annotation, molecular function: calcium channel activity; calcium ion binding. NCBI's taxonomy places the organism in Eukaryota, Fungi, Ascomycota, Sordariomycetes, Hypocreales, Hypocreaceae. The record is from RefSeq and is a predicted model, not a curated record.